AUGAAUGACUUCACUGAGUCACUUCCACCUCCAUUAGAAUUCUUUCUUGGCGACCGCUGUGUCACUGCUAAAAAAGCCGACUUAUUGGAUCCGAAUUCCGGCCGGACGGUGUAUCGCUUGGAACUUACAGAUUCACCCUCUCUACCCUCCAUAGUGAUUCUCAAGAAGCAAAAGCCUUGGUGGGAAGAUCAGUUCAAUACCGAAAAGAAAGCCUACAACCUCUUAUCUCGUCUGCAAGGAACGGUCAUUCCGAUAUUCUACGGCGAAGCUAUAUACGACCGAUCCCCUGCCCUUGUUUUAUCUGCGAUCUCCGGGACCACUUUGCUUGAGCUCGCCCGUGGAGGUUUUCCCCAAAGCAAAGAGGUAGCUCUGGAAGCAAAAAUUGUCGCAGCGCUGCAGGCCUUUGUGAAGUACGGGGUCCAGUAUAAUGACGAAAGACUGGAUAACUUUUUGUUGGCCGACGAUGAUGAACAGGUGAAGAUCGUGGACCUUGAGCAUGUGAACCUUUCCUCCACAAAACUCUGGCCAGAAAGCUUCAAUUAUCAUACCGCCGAGUGUCUCAUGUACAAGUUUACAAUCGCCCGCGAUCCACUCUCUCUUCCCCCUCUAGACCCUCGGGCCUGGAGUGUUAUGGAGGAUCCUCCUGAUACUCGUACUAUAGACAUUGAUAUUGAAAAAUAUCGUAGAGAGUGGGAUAAUGAAGGCAGCAUUGAGCAAUAG
Molecule: messenger RNA, 720 nt
Organism: Penicillium salamii
Lineage: Eukaryota; Fungi; Ascomycota; Eurotiomycetes; Eurotiales; Aspergillaceae
Source: the annotation of a GenBank genome assembly